AUAUACGUCGCACAUUUAUGGCGAUUCUGAGCGUGCGGGCAGACUUCUGCCAGGCCCAGCACAGCAUCCGGGCCGACAAGUGAGCCGAGCGCGGGGGUCCUACGUGCCAUAAUUACUUUGCCUUGAAGACUCCAGACACAGCGGACACACUCAAAUAUAUGGGAUAUCUUCUGCACAUUGGAAGCAUAUUCCUUUUACUGACUCUAGCAAAACUAAGCGUCAAGAAAACAAAGUGGAGAGAAAAUCUGCCCUUACUUUUUUGCCUCACCAGUGCCUAAAUGUAGAACAGGCUGCCUAGUCUUGCAUGUAGUCAGAGUUUUUGGAGUCUGAAGGAUACCACCUGCAGUAAUUGAGGCCGAAGUUGAAUUCGAGUGGAUUCUGAAGCAAACCUGCUUUUCUAGAAGCGAAUUCUUUAAGGAACAAACACGUCAAAGCAAGCUCUGAUCAAUCCCAGGCAUUUUAGUGGUCUUUUUAAUGUUUUCUGCUGUGAAACGUUUCCAAGGUUAUUGAUUUCUUUUUUAUUUUAUUUUUUUUUUUUGACCCCCUACACAUUUUGGUUGCAAUUAUGAACCGUCCAGCCCCCGUGGAAAUUACUUUUGAGAGUAUGCGUUUCCUGAUCACUCACAACCCAACCAACGCGACCCUCAGCAAGUUCAUAGAGGAGCUGAAGAAGUAUGGAGUGAAAACCUUGGUGCGAGUUUGCGAUGCCACUUACGAUCAAGCUCCUAUCGAGAAAGAAGGAAUCCGGGUUCUAGACUGGCCGUUUGAUGAUGGAGCACCACCCCCGAAUCAGAUAGUUGACGACUGGCUGAACCUGGUGAAAGCCAAAUUUCGGGAAGAGCCUGGAUGCUGUGUCGCUGUUCACUGUGUUGCGGGGCUGGGAAGGGCUCCUGUCCUGGUUGCACUUGCUCUCAUUGAAAGUGGAAUGAAGUACGAGGAUGCAGUUCAGUUUAUAAGGCAGAAAAGGAGGGGAGCUUUCAAUUCCAAACAGCUGCUUUACCUUGAGAAAUACCGACCUAAGAUGCGAUUACGCUGCAAAGAUGCCAACGGUCACUGCUGUGUUCAAUAAAAAAAUGCAAAAAGAAUAAUCUCAAACGAAGGCAGAAGUUUAGCAUGGCUGUUUUCUGGACUCUUGGCACCUGGAAAUGUGAAUCUGGAAUCAAGCUGUCAUCAAAUGAGUGGUGGAGUCAGUGCUCCUCAACCUCUGUCCUAAUGGUGGUGAUGAUUGAAACAAAAAUAAAAAUAAAGUUAAGAGAAACAUUUCAGUAAAGGAUUUGCUUUCUCCUUAAGCUGCAGUUUGACCACCUGCAAGGAGAAAAUCAGUUUCUCAACCUUCUGUAUUUUUAACUUUUUAAGAAAAAGAAAUAAAGUAAAUUUUAUGUCUAAGGAAAACC
Molecule: messenger RNA, 1394 nt
Organism: Mesitornis unicolor (brown roatelo)
Lineage: Eukaryota; Metazoa; Chordata; Aves; Mesitornithiformes; Mesitornithidae
Product: protein tyrosine phosphatase type IVA 2
Exons: 5
Coding region: 566-1069 (167 amino acids)
Biological process (GO): protein dephosphorylation; positive regulation of cell migration
Cellular component (GO): nucleus
Molecular function (GO): protein tyrosine phosphatase activity
Source: RefSeq, a predicted model, not a curated record